AUGGAAAGACUACAAUCAUUACUAGGUGGCCGUAUGGGCGGCAUGGGUGGUAUGGGCGCUAUGGGCUCGCAGGAUACCCCAGCCAUUGACAAUGCCGAAACGGUAUAUAUUUCAUCAUUAGCAUUGCUUAAAAUGCUUAAACAUGGGCGUGCCGGUGUCCCAAUGGAAGUCAUGGGAUUGAUGUUGGGUGAAAUUGUUGACGAUUAUACAAUUACGGUUGUUGAUGUAUUUGCGAUGCCACAAAGUGGUACAGGGGUAUCUGUUGAAGCUGUCGAUGAUGUUUUUCAAACAAAAAUGAUGGACAUGUUGAAGCAAACUGGAAGAGAUCAAACUGUUGUUGGUUGGUAUCAUUCGCAUCCAGGUUUUGGCUGUUGGUUGUCCAGUGUCGAUGUCAAUACACAACAGAGUUUUGAGCAAUUGAAUCCUCGAUCUGUUGCCGUUGUUAUUGAUCCAAUUCAAUCUGUGAAAGGUAAAGUUGUGAUUGAUGCAUUUAGAUCUAUUCCUUCCCAAGUCUUGAUGAUGGGCCAAGAACCAAGGCAGACUACUUCUAACGUUGGUUUAUUGAAUAAACCAACCAUUCAAGCAUUACUUCACGGACUAAACAGGAGCUAUUAUUCACUCAACAUAGAUUAUAGGAAAACUGAAAAGGAAACAGAUAUGCUACUCAACCUUCACAAGAAAGAAUGGACCAGUGGGCUCAGAAUUGAAAACUAUGACCAACAUGAUUGUAAAAAUUUGGAUGGUUCCAAGAAGUUGAUCAAAGUUGCCAAGCAAUACGUCGAAAGAAUUGCGGAAGAGAAAACUUUAACAGAAGACCAACUGAAGACUAGGUAUGUUGGUAAACAAGAUCCAAAAAAGCAUUUAAUCGAAACUGCAGAGAAUUUAAUUGAAGAUAACAAUGUCUCGAUUGUUACUAGUAAUGUAAAUAGAUUGGCUAUAUAA
Messenger RNA from Pichia kudriavzevii, 942 nucleotides. RefSeq lists its product as uncharacterized. Bases 1 to 942 code for a protein of 313 amino acids. NCBI's taxonomy places the organism in Eukaryota, Fungi, Ascomycota, Pichiomycetes, Pichiales, Pichiaceae. Gene Ontology annotation, biological process: protein deubiquitination; proteasome-mediated ubiquitin-dependent protein catabolic process. The record is from RefSeq and is a predicted model, not a curated record. Gene Ontology annotation, cellular component: proteasome regulatory particle, lid subcomplex. Gene Ontology annotation, molecular function: metallopeptidase activity; proteasome binding; protein binding. The transcript has a single exon.